UCUUCACCGUGUCCUGACGAUGGCGGUCCCUAACACAGAAGAAAGUCCACUCAAGACAUCUGGAUUCUUUUCACGUCUGUUCUUCUGUUGGCUCGGCGACAUCUUCAGUAAGGGUUACCGAAGACGCCUUGAACCUGAAGACAUGUACAAGGUGUUGGAGGAGGACACCGCACUACAGGUUAGCCAGAAGCUUGACAGGAAAUGGAGACAAGAACUUGCCUGUCGAAAUGGAAAGCCAAGCCUUACCAGAGCUAUUGCGCGAUGCUUCAAAUCGUCUAUUCUACAACAUAGCCUUAUCAUUUCCAUUGAGGAAAUCGCGAAGGUUGUCCAGCCAGUGUUUCUCGGCCAACUUCUCAGCUUCUUUGACGUCACAUCGGGCAUUCCU
Branchiostoma belcheri (Belcher's lancelet) is the source of this 385-nucleotide messenger RNA. Its product is annotated as multidrug resistance-associated protein 4-like. Gene Ontology annotation, cellular component: membrane. The annotation marks the transcript as partial. Gene Ontology annotation, biological process: transmembrane transport. Gene Ontology annotation, molecular function: ATPase-coupled transmembrane transporter activity. The transcript has 4 exons. The record is from RefSeq and is a predicted model, not a curated record. NCBI's taxonomy places the organism in Eukaryota, Metazoa, Chordata, Leptocardii, Amphioxiformes, Branchiostomatidae.